Messenger RNA from Suricata suricatta (meerkat), 2054 nucleotides. It is a transcript of the gene GJA9, whose product is annotated as gap junction protein alpha 9. Bases 92 to 1612 code for a protein of 506 amino acids. Lineage: Eukaryota; Metazoa; Chordata; Mammalia; Carnivora; Herpestidae. Gene Ontology annotation, biological process: cell communication. The record is from RefSeq and is a predicted model, not a curated record. Gene Ontology annotation, cellular component: connexin complex. The transcript has a single exon.
GCUUUACAAGAUAGCAUGCCCUUCAGGACGGAAGAAUGUAUCUGCCUCCUAUUUGACCGCGUUCAGAGCUAAGAUGGCCGACUAAACAAACAUGGGGAAAUGGAAUUUCCUUGGAGGCAUCCUGGAGGAAGUUCACAUCCACUCCACCAUAAUUGGAAAGGUCUGGCUCACUAUCCUGUUCAUAUUUCGAAUGCUUGUUCUGGGGGCGGCAGCUGAAGAUGUCUGGAAUGAUGAGCAGUCUAGCUUCAUCUGUAAUACAGAACAGCCCGGCUGCAGAAAUGUAUGCUACGACCAGGCCUUUCCCAUCUCUCUCAUUAGAUACUGGAUUUUGCAGGUGGUAUUUGUGUCUUCACCAUCCCUGGUCUACAUGGGUCAUGCUUUGUACCGGCUGAAAGUUCUGGAGAAAGAGAGGCAGAGGAAGAAAGCUCAGCUGAGAGGGGCACUGAAGGGGGCGGAGUGUGAAAUGCCCUGGGACAGGCGGAGAUUGGCGCAAGAACUUUGUCAGCUGGAACAGAGGAAACUAAGCAAAGCCCCACUCAGGGGAACCUUGCUUUGCACUUACGUGAUACACAUUCUCACUCGCUCUGUGGUCGAGGUUGGGUUCAUGAUCGGACAGUACCUUUUAUAUGGGUUUCAUUUAGAGCCUUUAUUUAAAUGCCACAGCCACCCGUGUCCAAAUAUAAUUGAUUGUUUUGUCUCAAGACCAACAGAAAAGACAAUAUUCCUGUUAUUUAUGCAGUCUAUAGCCACUGUUUCACUUUUCCUAAAUAUUUUAGAAAUUUUCCACCUAGGUUUUAAGAAGAUUAAAAGAGGGCUUUGGAAACGAUCUAGAUUGAAGGAUGAGCACAAUGAAUUCUUUGUAAACAAGUCAAAACAAAAUCUUGCCAAAUAUCAGAGCACAUCUGCAAAUUCACUGAAGAGACUCUCAUCUGCACCUGAUUAUUAUCUGAUGCUAGAAAGACAAACACACACAGCAGUGCGCCCUAGUUUAAAUUCACCUGCAUUUCAGGCAGAUCCUGACCAUCACAGUGGAAACGAUGAAAAAUGCACUUUGGAUGAACAAAAAACUAUACUUUCAAAUGAGAUGUGCACACUUAGCGCUACCUGUAGUCAUCUUCAACACAUCAGCUCAUGUAAUAAUGAAGACAGUCAUGAAAUAUUUAGAAAAGAAGUGGGUAACCCAUUAAAGGAAAAGAGAGAAAUCAAUGGCAAAGACAGCAAAAGGAACCACUACUCUAGAGGUGACUGUUCUAUUCCAGGUGGUGCCAUAGACCCGGAAACAGCUUUCUCUCUGCCAGCUAACUCUGCCUGGAAACAGACAUGGCUUAGUGCUACCUGGGGUCCCUCUAGAGAAGGUGAAAAUUGGGCAUCACCUCCUAAAGGAAAUCUCAAGGGCCAGUUCAGAGAGGGCACAAUCCCAACCCUUCGAUCUUCCAAGGGAGGCUGCCAACCACUUGAUAUUCCAGACACUCCUGAUUCUUUGGGACAGUUGUCCUUUGAAUCUGAUUUGAUCAGAAGCUGCAACAAUCCUACUGCUUGCCCUCCAAAUCAUUUAGCGCUGCUGAGAAACAACCUUACUGGUAGGCGGGCUCCCACAGACCUUCAGAUCUGAAUAGCUGUUGGCUUCUAGACAUCCUGCAUAUUAUGUUAUCAUAGAUGUAGCCUCGUGGUGGUGGAACUGGCAAAACAAAUAAGGGCAGCUCUAAGGAUGGGCUGUUUAGGCAGACAAUUGCAAACCCACUUCAAAAAAGAGAAACUCAUUAAUUCUAAAUGGUGAUGGGGCAGUUUUAAAUUCAUGGACAGUUACCAAAUCAGGAUUACUUUUUCACAGGCUCCCUUUAGAAUUCGUGAAAACUGAUUCUGGGAAUGUCACGUUCAGAAGCGAGGCUUAAUGGUUUGUAACUACGUUUUUCCUUGAUGGGAGCACAGCCUUAGGAGACUGUCCUUGUUCUACAUAAUUCUCCCCUUUAGUUACUAAUCUUUUAUUUCUGGACAAUGAUUAAAUUGUUUGUCCCUUCGACUUAAUUUUGUUUCCUUAUAUAGACUGUAGUCUG